Ostrea edulis (European flat oyster) is the source of this 1175-nucleotide messenger RNA. RefSeq lists its product as uncharacterized. The coding region runs from base 268 to 882 and encodes 204 amino acids. The record is from RefSeq and is a predicted model, not a curated record. NCBI's taxonomy places the organism in Eukaryota, Metazoa, Mollusca, Bivalvia, Ostreida, Ostreidae. The transcript is spliced from 4 exons.
UUUAAAUGACGAUAUGAUAUGUAAUAUCGUUUUUAUUGCACGCUUUAAUAGACCUGUAAGUGUUUGCAUGUUGAAUGGGCUACUGAAUCAAUCAUCGCUGUUGGAACCACACUGGAACUUGAAAUUCAGGUCCAAGUCACAUGACUGAAAGGUUAAAAAGUUUUACCUGUCACACCUGAACAUUCCGAUCUCCUCGAAACAGCUUUUCCAUCAAAUACCGCUACAGGCGCUAACCUUCUACAUCGACAAAAUCAAUUCUAUUUCGGCAUGGGAAAACUUUUCGGAGCGGCUAGUAUGCCAAUGAUGGCUUGUAUUGCCCUGCUGAUCGGGGCAAUAUUUCAGAUUCUGGGUUUUGCCGCGCCCUAUUGGGCGUUUGAUGGAACCUAUGAUGUGGGUCUGUGGAGACUCGCCCGGUGUAAAUCUAGCUACCACAUAGGUUGUUACAGGGAGGACCAUGUAGAAUAUUUUGCUUCAGAUUGGCUGAAGACGGUGAGGGCAUUCGAGAGUCUUGGAGUGAUUUUUAUGGUGCUUCCUCUGGUUAUCAUUCCUGUGUAUAUGUACGUCUCCCUGGGACUUUACUACAAGUGUAUGAUGUGCUGUAUGUGUGGGUCAUCUCUAGUAUCAGCUCUGUGCAUCAUUAUUGGUGUAGCCAUCUACGCCGCCAACAUCACACUGAAUGACUGGACGGUCUCCUGGUGCCUGUUUGUUUGUAUUGUAGCAUUCGUGGCUACAGUCAUUGCCUUUCUAAUUCUCAUUAUGGUCGCCUGUGGCAAACGUCCCCCCGAACUGAAAAAGGUUACAGUUCCAGACCCCACCACCAUUUAUGUGCAUCCAACAAAAUCCAGAUUUGUUAUGAUAGCUGAUUAUUCAUAUCCUGCUUAGCCAUGAAAACCUGAGAAUAGUCAGAGACAACUCAGCCAUCCACCUCUGAAGUUCAAAAUGUGUGUACCAGUCAAGUUCCAGGCCAGUGAAUGAAAAUGUACAUUAGUAGUUUGUAGUGCAAUCCUACACAAUGGAAUAUUUGGUACACAUGGAUUUUGUAGUUUUCAGCAGGUUCAUGGAUUGUAUUCAUUCAUGAUAUAUGAACAUCAGAAUGUGUAUGCUUUACUAGCAAACACUGAAUUUAUACAAGUACAUUUUGUAUGUACAUGACAUAAUAAAUUGAUUAACCAAAA